Molecule: messenger RNA, 3951 nt
Organism: Pelecanus crispus (Dalmatian pelican)
Lineage: Eukaryota; Metazoa; Chordata; Aves; Pelecaniformes; Pelecanidae
Source: RefSeq, a predicted model, not a curated record
AUGGCUUCACAAGAGGAAAAACAAGCUCAGCCCUUUGCAGACAUCUUCGAUGAAGAUGAAGCUGAAAAAUCCUUUCUGUUGUCCAAGCCCACUUGCAUAAUUAUCCUUGGAAAGCCAGGUUCUGGAAAGAGAACAUUAGCUAGAAAACUAGCACAAACAUGGAAAUGCAUUUUCGUAGAAGCUUUGGAAGUAAUUCAGAUGAAUAUUCAUGAAGAAACAGAAUAUGGGCUUAAGUGUCAAGAAUUGCUUUUUAAAGGUCAAAGUAUUUCUGAAGAACUGGUUACAGAAAUGAUUCUGAAAAAGAUUGAGUCACCGGAAGUUGCUCAUUUUGGUUAUGUUCUCAGUGGAUUUCCUUCUCUCUCAGAGGAAUACAUGACUGUUUCACAGCAAAUAGAGAAAAUAAAGAAUCUAAAAUUAAAACCAGAUUUCCUGAUUAACAUUAAGUGUUCAGAUUAUGACUUAUGCCAAAGAAUAUCAGGACAAAGGCAACACCCUGAUUCAGGGCAGGUAUAUCAGAGGAACCAGUGGGAUCCUAAUGUUAUUGAAAAGCAAAAGAAAGAGAAAGAUCAGCAUGAAGAAGAGAAUGAAGAAGAUGAUGAAGAGCAGGAAGAAGAAGAGACUGCAGAAGAUCCACUUAUGAUGUCAGAAUUUCUGCAUCAAUUAGUGCAGAGGCCUGAAGAUAUUCUUGAAAAUGCAGAGGAAAGAGUUGGAACAUAUAAGGAUAUAAUGCUUCAUCCUUUAGAAGACUUGAUGGCUGAACAGGAUUGUCAAUAUCUUAUUGAACUGGAUGGAAAUCAGCAACCAGAUGAUCUCUUUGUAUCAGUGGCAGUUCGACUUCAAUCUCUGGGUGUUCGAAAUGGAGCUCCUAUAACCAGACUUGAAAGUCAGCAAGAAGAAAUGCUGGAGGGACUGGAAAAUGAUGAACUUUUCCGGGUUCUGUCAUCUUGCAAACUAAUAGCACACAGAUAUCGAUGGCGUAGAAGCAGGUGGGGACAAGCAUGUCCUGUGGCUCUAAAGGAAGGUGAUAUUGUAAUGGGAAACCCAGACUUGGCUGUCAGUUUUCUAGGUAAAAUGUAUGUACUGUCAUCCCCAGAGGCAUUGAAAACAUUUAUGUUGAAUCCACGGCCUUACCUGUUGCCACCAAUGCCACUUCCUCCUUGUAAAGUACUAGUAUUUGGUCCUUCAUUCUCUGGAAGAACAACUAUUUGUAACCUAAUUGCACACACAUAUAAAGGAAAGGUUCUUGACAUGGCCAAACUCAUUCAACCCCAUAUGGAAGAAUCAAGAAAAGAAACAAUUGAGCAAGUGCAAAGGGAUACAGUAGAAAAAGCUAUAACAGCAGUGAAAAAUAGGUUGGAGUUAGAAAACCAGUCAAGAGAACCAGGAAUGUCAGAGAUAACUGCUGACCACCCAGAAGUUCAAGCGAUGGUAGAAGAAGCCAUAAAAAGUGCAUCAGCCUCCGAAGUUACACUGUCACCUGAAAUAUAUGCUGAAGUAUUGGAGAGAGCUAUUGCAGAGCUUAUGAAGAAGAACAAAGACAGGUUUCCUGGUGCUCCAGAAAAAGGAGGAUGGGUAGUGGAUAACUACCCUCUGUCAGUAGAUCACUGGUCAGCUUUAUCAAAAAAAGGACUUUUACCUGACACGGUUGUCUGUCUGAAGGAUACAGAAAAAGAUGGAGUCUGUAUACUACGCAGAGCAUACUUAGCAAAUAGGGAUGAAAUUAAUUCUAAGAUUUUGAAAAGACUAACAGAUGAAGCAUUACAAAAGAAAGAAGAAGAAGAAGAAAGAAGAGAAAUGCAAGAAAUACUGACAUCAGAGGAAGAUCAAUCUCUAGAGGCUGCUGAGGAGAAAGAAUUUGAGGACAAUGAUGAGCAGCUUCCAUCUGAAACUGAACAAAUGCCCCAGAAACAGUCCAGUGACUCUGCAGGUUAUAAAGAAGAAUCUAAACCUACAGAAAUCGUACUACCUGAGUUUGCAGAGGAUGAUUUUCCAGAUAUACCAGAAAUGGAAAUGAUUAAAAGGAAGAUUGACAUUUUCAUGCAUGACUGGCAAACAGUGGAGUCAGAAAUCAAGCAGUCACCUCUAGUUCAGGUUGUUGUUUUAGAGAUUGCUGAGCAAACUCCAGAAAGUCUGCUUAAUCAGACCGUGUUGGUUAUGGAAAAACCUUUUAAAUAUCAUGGUUGGGAAUUAUCUGCUGAAGACCUAGAUGAGGAAGCAGAAGAUCUGGCUGCUGAAGAGGAAGAUGAAGAAGAAGUUGUUGAAGAAGAGGAAAAUGAAGAUGAAGAAGCUCCUCCUUUACGGGUGUGCUUACUUGGGACUCAUGGAGCAGGCAAAACUACUUGUGCACGAGAGAUAGCAGACAAAUUAGGCAUUUUCCAUAUUCAGUUUGAAGAAUAUCUACAGGAAUUGAUCUUACCCAAAACUAAAGAGAAAGUUGGGCCCAAUUUUGAUGAAGAACCAGAAGAAGAUGACAAUAAAAUGCCAAUUCUAUCACAGGAACUGGACAACUUCUCUCAGACCCUGAAUAAAACUGAGAUUGAAAAAAGAAAACAGGAAGUGGAGUUAACUGAUGAGGAAGCAGCAAUCAAAGCAAAUCUAAUGGAUAAUGAGGUACUGCCUCCAGAAGUCCUUGAUAACAUUGUUCUUGACUGGUGGAGGAAAGAGCCAUUCCGGUCCACAGGAUUUAUACUAGAUGGUUUCCCUCGUACUUUAGAUGAAGCUCAGUAUUUGUCAGAACGAGGACUCUGUCCUGAUGUUGCAGUUUAUAUUCAAGUAGAAGAAAGUGACAUUCUUGACCGUCUUUUUCCUCCACGUCUGAAAAAAUGGAAAGAAAGGCAGUAUAAAAAAAUGGAAAAUAAAAAGAAGCUGAAAGACCUGAAAGCAAAAAUAAGGGAUGAGAGGAUUGCUAGAAGAAGGGAAGAACUUUUAGCAGAACAAAACCAAAAGAAACAGGAGGCUUUAGCAAAUAAGGAGCAUUAUGAAGCCACUGAGGAGGAAGAUGAGAAUGAAAACGAGUAUGUUGAAGCCAGACUUGAGGAAGAGUUUUUAGAAGAAGAAGAAGAAGAAGAGGCUGAAGAAGAACAGGAGACUGAUGCUGUUGACCGCAUACAAAAUGAAAUUGCAGAAAAGUUUGAUUCAGAAAUAGAUGGUUUACAAGGUGUACAGGAAGAACUUGAAAAAUUGUUAAUACCACAAAUUGAGAUCAAUGGAGGACGGAAGCCUCACAUCGUACUCUACCAAAUCUAUACCCAGCUGAAUUCUCUAAUGGAAAAUCGUGGAAGCAUUUUUGAGAAAUGUUACCCAAUAAGUUUGCCACUUGCACAUAAGAUGCUAGUUUUCUCAUAUAAAUUUCCAAGUUCUUUUGGUCAGUGGGAUCCUAUCAAGCUAAGUGAAGGAGAUGUAAUCAAGCCACAACAAAGCCAUGAAAACCCAGUCUUUCCUGUAAUCCAUCGACAAUAUAUUUAUUUCUUUUCAAGUAAAGAAAAUAAAGAAACAUUUAUGAAAAAUCCCAUCAAAUAUAUUCGUCAGCCAAAACCUAAACCAGCUGUGCCAGUUAAGAUUGCAAUUGUGGGACCUCCAAAAUCUGGAAAGACUACAGUUGCCAAGAAAUUUGCAAGCGUAUAUGGGCUACUGCGCCUGAGUAUGGGAGAUGCCAUACGGCUAGUGUUAAACAAUCAGCCAGAGAGUGAGUUGGCACUUCUGUUAAAGUGGCAUCUUCACAAAGGACUGACCGUACCUGAUGAACUGGCCAUCCAGGCUCUAGAUGUGGCUCUGAUGAAUCACGUGUGUAAUACCACCGGAGUUGUAAUUGAUGGAUAUCCUGUAACAAGAAAACAAGUAAUCCUCUUGGAAUCAGCUAAGAUAAUUCCAGUGAAAAUCUUUGAAUUAGAAAUGGAUGCAAAAGAAGUGUUCAGAAGAGCACUGCUGGAUAAGGAAAGCAUGAAUAGGUAG